AGGUUCUGAUAGCUCCUGGUGGGAAGUGAGUAGUCUUCAACGCCUUUUAUAGUCCUGUUGUUGUGUCAGGUGCUGUUAAAUCACAGCGUGUUGGGCAUGUUCGCUUGCGCUUUUGUGAAGCUCUCUAGUUAAGCAAAAUUUCAAGUUACACUUGAUGUUUUUUGACUAUUAACCGUGCAAAAUGAAAAGCUGCGUUUCCGUAUUUAUUGCUCUCUUCGCUGUAAACUGUUUUUUGCUGGAAGGCUCGAGUCAGUUGCUCGGCAGGAGAAUCUCUAAAGUCACUAAGGUGUGGGGCUUUUCUUGGCAAAACUGCGGUGCACAAGAUGAUCCUGCAAAGAUGAAGAGUCUCAGUAUUUCUCCAGAUCCCAUUUCCAUCCCAGGACAGCUGACCGCUGCGGCGUCCGGCUCAACAGAAGUCGCGCUGACAUCUCCUCUCUCUGUGAACGUGACGUUGGAAAGAGAAAUAGCAGGUUUAUGGGUGAAAAUACCGUGUCUGGAUGAAAUAGGAAGUUGUCAUUAUCCUAAUGCCUGUGACCUGCUCAAUCAACUCAUCCCUCCGGGACAGGACUGUCCUGAGCCUCUGCACACAUACGGCCUGCCCUGCCACUGCCCGUUCAAAGCUGGUGAUUAUGCUUUGCCAUUGUCUGACAUCGUUAUACCAGACAUUGAACUGCCUGGCUGGCUGACCAAUGGCAACUACAGAGUACAGGGCAUUUUGGGAAGCUCUGAGAAAGAACUGGGAUGCCUCAAAAUCAGCUUCUCAUUGCAUUCCUCCAAGAAGUAAAAGAAAAGUAGCAUUUUAUUAUUCUGUACGACUUUUACUUAAGCUUUUCUUUUAACUUUUUAGAAUGACAAAUGUUCAAUCAUAAUGAGCACAUUUCUUUUUAACUAAUGAGAAAUCUCAUUGAAUUGUUUUUAAAUGAUUGGUGGAAGUUGUAAAUAUUGUUUACAUGAGUUUACUUUAUAAACCACUGGACUGCACAUUUUGGGGUUUUUUUUUUUUUUUACUUAUUUUAAUUAACAUGUUUGCAAUGCUUUGUCUAGUUUUAACUUCUGCUUUUGUGAUUUGGUUUUGUUCUCGGGGUUAAUGAAGUUCAGUGUGUCAAGGUGGAACUACGUUUUUCUCAGUUUUUUUUUUUUUUUUUUAAAGGGGAAAUUUCAGUUUUUUGUUCUUAAUAAACAUUCAAAAUUCAAGUGUUUAGUAGUUGUUUUAUAAUGUAUAAUGAUAAAACGAUGAUAUAAAUUGUAUAAUGAAUGAUGGAUGGAUGGAUAUUAGAGCUGUUAAUUCAUGUAAUUUAUUGCACAUCAGAUUUUGGCUGAGAAAUCACCCCUAAAAAAUCAUUGUGUUAAAUGAGAAAAAGCAUCAAAUAGACAUUACAAAAUGUAGCUUUAGAAAGAAAAAUGUUAUUUGAGUCACCAUAAUUUGAAUUUUGAGAAGAUAAUACAAGAAAUGUGUCAGUAACUUAUUCUAAUUUUACUCUUUAUUUACUUAU
Messenger RNA from Onychostoma macrolepis, 1493 nucleotides. Its product is annotated as ganglioside GM2 activator-like. Gene Ontology annotation, molecular function: lipid carrier activity; enzyme activator activity. Gene Ontology annotation, biological process: ganglioside catabolic process; lipid transport. NCBI's taxonomy places the organism in Eukaryota, Metazoa, Chordata, Actinopteri, Cypriniformes, Cyprinidae. The record is from RefSeq and is a predicted model, not a curated record. Bases 182 to 784 code for a protein of 200 amino acids. The transcript has 4 exons. Gene Ontology annotation, cellular component: cytoplasmic side of plasma membrane.